Contarinia nasturtii (swede midge) is the source of this 5663-nucleotide messenger RNA. RefSeq lists its product as uncharacterized. The transcript has 10 exons. The coding region runs from base 1172 to 4969 and encodes 1265 amino acids. NCBI's taxonomy places the organism in Eukaryota, Metazoa, Arthropoda, Insecta, Diptera, Cecidomyiidae. The record is from RefSeq and is a predicted model, not a curated record.
AUCAGUCGUAACGUGUUACUUGCAUCGGUAACUUCAACUUCCGAAACCAUCGAAAAAUUUAACGAUUUAAAAAGUAGUGAACAUUUCUUCGUAGCGAUCGCUUAUCACGACAAAAUCGUGCGUUCAAUUAGCGCGAUUGAAUUUGUUCCUUUUUUUUGUUUCAAUUUGUCAAGCAAUCAACGGAAAUUGUUCCACGCAAACAAAACCCACACGCGCCGAAAAAAAAACGCAAAAAACGGCACAGUUAAUGAAUUCGAAAUAAAUUAAAAUGUGAUAGAAAAGACAAUAAGUGACAAGUUUCACUUGCCAAAUACAACGAAUUGGAUUUUUUUUUAUUUCAUUUUAAAAGUUAAACUUUGAUUGUAGUGAUAGAUCCAAAUGUAAAUGUUACAGGUUAUUGUGGCAAUUAAUAAAAUUAGAUCAGAAAAUAGCCGCUGUUGAUAUGACAAUGUGUGUGCCUUGAGUUAAGUGGACAAAUUAAUUGUGACGCGAACCAAACCAGAUUGUCAAUCAAUAAACGAAAAGUGGUGCAAUUUCAAGCAGUCAAACCACAAUUCAACACAUUGCCAAUGCUAACGGAGCACACAUUUGUUACUUGCGUGAUUGCAGUUGAGAGUAAGAGCAAAUAAUAAUAAUAAAAAAGAAUCACGUUGGAAUUAAUUCAAAAUUAAAAGGCUUGGGAUUAAAAGUUCCACACCCACAUAAUUGGUAUAUGCGAGUGUAAUGUGCUUUAGUGAGAUGAAAAUUCAACUGCAACCGAAACGUUCUCUGUAAAAGAUUAAUGCCGAAAUUAUAAUCAACCUGUAACUGAUUCUUUCCCCUUCAGUGAAGUGAUUAAUGUGCUGACUUUCGCUGUAAAUCGCUUUUUUUCGCAUUCGAAACGAAGUGGAAAAUAUAUUUGUGUUUUUUACGACUUCAUCAGCAAUUUCAUGCUGUUGGUUUACAGUUUUAUGCUCUGUGUAUAUGUUUAUAUUUGUGGAUUACUGUCAACUACGCGCUGAUACAUGCAGGUUAUUUCGCUGUUGAUUGCACUAAGUAAGGUCAUGGUAUUUUAGUUGAAACAAAGUAUCAUUCUACCGAUAAAAUUACUGUCAUUGGCGAAACUGACAUUGUUGCCGUCCAAUAACACGUUCGAGAAAAUAAGUAAAAAAACGAAACAAAUAAAAAUAAAAUGAUUGAAGUGCCAUCGUCAGCUGACAAUGAAUCUAAUUCCAAUGUGUUGGCCGUUCAAACGUACUCGGGAUUGCAUUUGGAACCACCUCAAACACUGAACGUGAUUGAAGUCGAUGGUGACGUCGAACCGGUUACCAAGGAAGAAGAAGUUGUAACAAAGAAGAAAACCGAAUUAACAACAACGCGGCAAAUUGAGACGAGAGUGAAACGGCAAAUCGUAUUAGAAGAUGGGAAAGUUAUUGAAGACUCUGGCCCGAUUGUUGAAACAAACACCACCGAAGACACAAACAAACAAGAAAGUGAAUCAGUUGAGCGUCUGAAGCCAGGUGAAGACGAUGUCGAUGGACCGAAAGCAAUCGAACAUUUUCCAUCGGAUAAAGAUCAAACAGUAAUAGAAUAUGUUGGCGAUGACAGUAAAUACGGCAUUGAUGAAAGUGCGCCCACAGUGCUUGCACCACGUGAUGGUCUUGUACGUGAAAUGAAAACCAAAAAAGUCGUUUCACGCGAAGAGAUACAAGAACGAACCGAAACAGAAGAUGUCAAGCAUCUGGGAGACUUCUCAGACGAGGCAUACGUCAACGCAGUAAACAACGGCGUCGAAAUACAGGAAUUGCUAUCACCGGAAGCACAAAAGCAGCUAAUACCAACGGGGCCCCGACUUAUUCAUCACUCAACGAAGGCACGAAAAAUAAUCGAUACCGAAGACACCGAUUUGAAAUGUUCAGCACAACCUGAUGGCACACUAGUUACAGAGAAAAGACAAACAACUGAACACGAAGAAUUUCACGACGACGAAUUGCCCGAGGCAGACGAUCAUUCCACUGGCAGUCGAGAGCGCGUCGAACACAAGGAAUCAUCGCAACGAUUCUCAAAGCGUCGUGAUGAACAAGAAGUAGAGUAUGUGGCUGAUGGUAAAACAAUUGGAAAAGAAAUGAGAUAUCUAGCUGAAACCGAGGACAUCGAGCGGUCGGGUCCGAAAGAGGAUGCAUCUGAUUGGGACAGUUUAUCGGAUCGUGUGCGCAAAGCGCGUCGUCAACAGAAAACUUUAUUACAACAACAUCGAGAAGCGUUUUUAGAACGAGAACGUAAGGAUCGUGCAAUUGAUUUUGAAAAAGAAGAAGAGACUCGCAAAGAUGAGACCAUCAAGUGGCUGCAAAGUCAUUUUGGCAGUAGUGAUGGCCGAUCGCCUGAUUCGACAGAAGAGGAAAGCGAAAAGAAGGAAUCUUUCUUCAACGUUACUAUCAAAUCAAAUCAUGCGUCGCCUGUGUCGGCCGACGAGCCAUUGCCGACCUUGAGCAACGGUGUCUAUCAUUCAAACAUUAAGCCGAAGGAAGCGCCAAAACCUCAAAAAUAUUUCCAAGGUAUUACUGGGUGGUCUGAACGCAAAGAAACCACACCGCGCAAAUUCUCUACGAAAACAUUCCAAGAUGAACUGAAGGGUACACUAGAACGUAACCGCUUGCGUCAUGUAUCUUCACGAGAAGAUUUAAUUGCAAAUCGUUAUAAAGAGGAUAUUGUGAAAUCGGAUGAUGAUACACGCAAGAAAAAUAUCAAAACCGACAAUCGAUAUGGAUCUCGCGGCGAUUUAAAGACACAAAAAGAAGACUUGGGCUAUAUGAGUGGUUCACGCACUGACAUUCGACCGCGACACGAUUCAAAAGAAGAUCUCUAUGCCAAAUCGAAAAAGCAACAAUCAAGCUAUUUGCAUCGCGAAGAUUCCGGUUACGUUAAAGGUUCAACCGAAGAUUUGCGUUAUAUACGAAAUACGCCGAUGCGUGAGGAUUCGUUCAUCAGAGAUAGUGGCGAAGAAGAGAAACUCUACAAAGACCCCGUUAAAUACAACACAUCGACAAUUCAACGAGAUGAUUCGGCCUAUGUUUCAUCAUCUACAUACUUUACAGAGCCUCGAUCACCAAAAACGGUGCCAUUAUGUACACCUGAUAGCGGUAUCCGAAGCCCAACGCCCGAAGCGUAUGAUCCCGACCUAGUUCGACCGACAGUGCCACAACGAAAACGCGAAAAGAAAAUGCGUAUCAUUGAAACAACACCACGUGAUUUUGAGCCAACGCAUCGUGAACCGGCGCCCGACUAUUCACCACCAAAUCGCAGCCGUUCAAUUUCACCGGUCCCAUCGCCAACCACACACUAUCGCAGCAAUCCGAAGAAAAUGUAUCAGAAAACACGAUUUGCAUCGUCAUCUGAACUUUCGCGACCCAUAUCAACGCAUACAAUUGAAACACAAACAACACCGAUCAAGAAGAACACGGUUGGUGCGACGAUCAGCAAUUCUCUACGCAAAUUAGUCGGUAAAAUUCGUUCGGCAAGUGUAGACCGAAAAUCGAAAACGAAAGCGAAACAGCCAUUGUCACCGCAAAAUAGCAAACAAUCGGUGAAGCACCAACAACAACAACAGCAGCAGCAGCAGCAACCAUUCGGUCGUGUGAAUGGCGGUUCAACGUAUCAACAGUAUAAUGUGAUCGACAAUCACAUUGGGCAAACAUCGUUGUCAACAGCGCCACUGUCAAGCAAUCGUGACUCAAGCAUUGUGAGCAGUAGACGUGGUGGUGGUGAGCGCACAAUCGAUCGUAGAAAUUUAUCGGAAAAUAAAACAAUGACAGCUGCAGUAGAUAAACCAAAAUAUUAUUUGGGAGAAAAUCCGUACCUUGGAAGUAUUUAUGGCAAGGAAAACAAGUACGAAGGAACACAACGUGCACAACGAUAUCAAUCACAACGCCAACGUUCAGAAGACGUUGAUGUCUACAGUCCAAACAGACACCAGUCGUCAAAUUCAGCGAAUACACUGGGACGGUUCAGUAAGAGCACAAAUCGAUUGCAGACAUCUCCAUCACAUUUGGACUAUGAUUAUCGCAGUGCACAGACAUUGCCACGUAAAUUGGAACACAAGCCGAUGCAUUCGUCUGCAAUUAAUAUUGCGAUUGUGAACAAUGCACGAUCACCGUCGACGUCACAAGGACCACAAAAACCGGCUCGAACAUACAAGUCGAUCAAUCGUAGCAAAAGUUUUAAUGUGCACGGUUUGAAUGGCACAAACAAUCCUAGUCCGAUUUAUAUGGAAAAAUUGAAUCGCAGCAACAUCAGCCAUCAUUAUCGAUCAAAUCCCCAUUUGAAUGAGGAUAAAACUCAAUUACGCAGUCCUUCCAUUGUAAAUUUGAUUAGUCGAAGUCAACGUGAUUUGAGUAAAAUCGAUGAAAAUGGUUUCGGAAGCAGCAAUCCCAUUAGUUCGAGUACUUAUGAUGUACGUCGAAAUGGAUAUCAUCGCAACUAUUCGCCCAAUCAUUAUUCAAAGAAUAUUCCAGUUGAUCGUCGUGCCCAUUCAUUAUUGCGAACAACAUCCGAUAAUUAUCGCACCCAAAUGGACUCAUCGCCACAUCACAAUGGACAUUAUAAAUAUGGUUUGGAACGGAAUUUGCAACGUGAACGCGAAUCAUCGUUGGGCUCACGCUCACCACUUACCAUCAAUAAAGAUACAGCUGCCAUAAUACGACGCAACAGCUCAAGUACGGAAGACUAUUCAGAAACAUAUAAAACAACAUCACGAUCAGAUGAUCCAUAUCGUCCGAGCAUUACAAACACUGUACAUAAUUUUACAAAAAAAACACAUCCGUCGAAAAAUGGACGCGGACCGGAAACAAUCGAAACAUCAGAACGAAAAUCUGUGACAACUAGUCGAUAUCGCAAUGGUGAUUAUGCAUCCAAUAAUUUACGUUAUGUGCCCGAUCGUGAAAUAAGAAAAAAUUCGGCUAGCCCAGUGGUCAUUGAAGUGCGUAGAAAGUGAUUUGGAAACAACACAAAAAGGAAGAAAUUCAUGUGACAAAAUGAAAUGCAAUUUUUAAUUCGUUUUUCUAAUAAAAACAUUAAUUUAAAACUUACAAAAUUUUCACAAACACACCUCUAACAUUGGAAAUUGUCUUUGAGUUCAUUUGGUGCAAUUCCAAAUAAACGUUCAAAUGUCGUUUCUAACUUCCCCACUCCCUUCUUAUUCGUCAUCUCUUCUUCUUCUUCUUGAUCUUCUUCCUUGUUCACACAAUUUUUUAAUUUAAAUGAAUUUCCAUACACUAACUAUUUUAAUAUAAAACAAAAUUUGGUUCUUAUUGCAUGGUAAAUGACCUUGUGCAGCUGAAUUAAACGUAUUUAAUUAUUUGAUAAACAAUCACGAAAUGGACUAACGAAAUUAACUUCAAAUAUAAUUUUCGUAAUAUUUGGUGUUACGAACAUCUAAAGGAAAAAUCAGAAUAAUAACCGAUUCUAAUUGGAUUGUGAGCGGAUUUUAUGGAAAUGAGUCAAUUGUAAAAUAUUCCAGAUUAUAUAAUGAAAGUCCAUCGAAAGUAGCAAAUACAUUGCAUGACAAAUAGAAACGACAAUCAAUAACAAAGACUUCAAUACGCUUGCAACUACAAUAUUCCCCACAAAAAUUGAUUUUCCGUAGUUAAAAACAAGAGUUCUAACGACUUUUGAUUAAGAAAAAAAAA